Messenger RNA from Caretta caretta (loggerhead turtle), 2717 nucleotides. The record is from RefSeq and is a predicted model, not a curated record. NCBI's taxonomy places the organism in Eukaryota, Metazoa, Chordata, Testudines, Cheloniidae.
AUGGCUGCGGGCGGCUGCGGGGAUGGUGCGGGGCCGGGGAGCGCGGCGCGAGGCAUGGCCCGGCGGCUGCUGCUGCUGCUGCUGCUCGGCGCGGGGCCCCUGGCCGACGGGCUCUUUGUGACUGAUUACUUCACCCGCACGCCGCGCAAGCUGAGCCCCUUCCGCUCCUUUGCCAGCAUCGAGCUCUUCCACUUCCGCAUCCCUGAGGACACCCUGGUCGCCGUCUGGAACCUCAUCACCUUCAAGGAGCAGGGCGGCACCUUCGGGGACCGGUGCCCGGACCGCAGCGUCACCGUGUAUUUCCGCUCCGGGGCUCCCCCCAUCAUCGCCCCCCUCCACACCCACUUCCCCCGGGACACAGCCGUCCCCGGCUCCUUCACGCUCACCCUCACCUGGAGCCUGCCGAACCGCACCACCGGGGUGUUCAACAUCACCAGCCCGCUGCCCGGAGACUGGUUCCUGGCCGCCCACCUGCCCAAGGAUGAGGGCAAGAUCUCUGUCAAGGGUCUGUACGAGGAGUGCCAAUACUUGUUCCAGCCCCAGCUCGUCGUGCAGCGCCUCGUGGGGAUCGCCGUGCUGUACCCCGGCUACAUCAGCGCCCAGAGCAUCGCGCCCCACAACCGCUCCAGCCUCUACAAGGUCUUUGUGCCCAGCCACACGUCGCGGGUACUGGUGCAGGUGCUGGGCUGCCGGGCGGGGGACCGCAGCGCCGCGAGCUGCCCACUCUGGCUGAAGGUGCGAGCCAAGGCCCCCCCGCUGCACAACUCCACCGCGCUGGACUGCCGGGAGCGGGCGCCCUGCCAGCUGGCCCUGGAGCGGCCCCUCUGGCACCACUGGUACUACGUGCUGCUGGAGAAGGCCCUGGGCGUGCCGGGCCCCAUCCGCUUCCAGCUCACUGUGCAGCUCACAGACUGCUCCAGGCCCGGUCUGUCCCGGGCCCCUGUCCUGCUCCCCGCUGCUGCCAUGAACAUGCCUCAGUCCUUCGGUGCCUUAGUCAGCCUGUCGCUGGGGGAGAGCCUGCCCCCCGCCGUGCCGAAGGGCACCCAGCCGCCUCCAGCUGGGCCGCCCCCCGGCGAGUGCUGCUGGCCCAUCCGGCCCACGCUGCGCAACGAGCUCGACACCUUCUCUGUCCACUUCUACAUCUUCUUCGGGCCCAACGUCUCGGUGCCGCCCAACCGGCCCGCUGUCUUCGGCAUUAGCCUGCUGCCGGUGCUGGACAGCGGGGGGGUGCUCAACCUGGAGCUCAAACUCAAUGUGUCGUCCCUGCGGGGGGAGAACGUGACGGUCUUUGGGUGUCUGACCCACGAGGUCCCGCUGAUGGCAGGAGACAACGCGUCUGUCACCUGUGAGACAGGGUCCCUGGCUGGGUUCCUGCUGUCUGUCAACAGCACGGCCAGCCUGGCCCGCUUACGGAUCCCGUACCCCCAGACGGGCAGCUGGUACCUGAGCCUGCGCUCGCUCUGCGCCACGGAGCACGGGUUCGAGCCCUGCGCUAACGUGACAGCGGAGGUGUAUUUACGGACCUACCUCUCCCCCUGCAUCGAGGACUGCGGCCCCUACGGCCAGUGCAAGCUCCUGAGCACCAACAACUAUCUGUACGCGGCCUGCGAGUGCAAAGCAGCUCCUGGCCACGCUGCUUCUGUGCCUCAGCAACCUGAUGUUCCUGCCGCCCGUGGCCAUCGCCCUGCGGAGCCGCUACCUGCUCGAGGCCUCGGUCUACGUCUUCACCAUGUUCUUCUCCACCUUCUAUCACGCCUGCGACCAGCCGGGCAUCGCCGUGUUCUGCAUCAUGGAGUACGACGUGCUGCAGUUCUGCGACUUCCUGGGCUCCCUUAUGUCCGUCUGGGUCACCGUCAUCGCCAUGGCGCGGCUCCAGCCCCUCGCCAAGCAGGUGCUGUACCUGCUGGGCGCCAUGCUGCUCUCCAUGGCCCUGCAGCUGGACCGCCACGGGCUCUGGAACCUCCUCGGGCCCAGUCUCUUCGCCGUGGGGAUCAUGGCUAUCGCCUGGACGGCGCGCAGCAUCCGCCGGCGUCACUGCUACCCCCCCACGUGGCAGCGCUGGGCCUUCUACCUGGGCCCGGGCGCGCUGAUCGCGGCGGGCGCCGUGCUGCUCUACGCCUGCGUGGAGACGGAGGAGAACUACUUCUACAUCCACAGCAUCUGGCACAUGCUGAUCGCCGGCAGCGUGGGCUUCCUGCUGCCCCCGCGCCCCAAGGCCGCCGGGCACCUGGGCCCCCUGCCCCGCCGCAAGGGCUGCGGCUACCGGCUCUGCGUCAACGAGCUGGAGGAGCUGGGGCUGGUGGGCCCCGCCACGGCCUCCGUCAGCAGCGUCUGUGCCAGCUGACAGCGCCAGGCCCCCUGGCCUUUGCGGGCACCACGCUGGGGGCGUGGGACAGAGCAGCCCCAGGGCGAUGGACCCACAGCGAGGGGGCGUCCCCCCCCACUGCCAUAGUCACCAGCCUCCGGGGAGGGCCUGAGCCCUGUGGCACCCCCGGGUGGUCUCUGCCUGCUGCUGCCCCAAGGACUGGCUCAGCCCUCCGCUCACGGUGACGGGGCUGCGAAUCCCCUGCUUGGGGCAGAUAUGGGGCUGCCGCGGGGCAACACAGGGCCGCAACGCCACGCCCAGCCCAGCCCGGCUCCCUCCCGUGCCACGGCCCCUGCCUCCCCGGCCGGGCGGCUCUGCUGUGUAACUGCAAUUACAUCCCCCUGGAACUUGG